AGGAAAGGGAGCACAACACUGUAAUAGUAAGCUGAACGCAGAAACAAAAAAAGAGUUUAGAAAGAAUAGUGGAAAAGGGAGAACUGGGAACAACUCAGCCCAGGGGAGGAGCAGCUGUAUGUGGCUGGAGAAGCUCUAUAUCCAUUCUAGGAUUGCAUGGCUUGGCACAGACAGCACACUGAGCAGUGACAGGCGAGAAGCUCUACUAUAUUUCCGGUACAUGCCAGAAUAUUGUAAAUUGUGUUUUCCAGUAGAUUGUGUUCGCACCAAGACCAAGAUAUCUGUCUGCAUAAUAUGACAACAGGUCAUGGAGUACCCUGUGCAGAGAAAGAACAGAAGACUUUCUGUUUGAAUGGAGGCAUAUGUUAUAGCAUAGGAACUAAUCAACUGUGCAAAUGUAUUAACAACUACACAGGGGAACGUUGUGAAGGUAUCCUUUUGGCUAGCGUGGAAAAAGAGCCCAAAAGUGACUUUUCCAUAAAUUUUCUGGUUUUAGGAUUUUUUUUGGGCCUCCUAUUUUUAGGGUUCAUCUAUUUCUGUUGCAGAAGAAAGUUGAAGAAUCGUAGUGAAGACACUCCAUAAAUAUGUCACUUAUGGCAUCCCACGGGAGAUAAGGUA
Molecule: messenger RNA, 618 nt
Organism: Nanorana parkeri
Lineage: Eukaryota; Metazoa; Chordata; Amphibia; Anura; Dicroglossidae
Gene: NRG4
Product: neuregulin 4
Exons: 5
Coding region: 295-582 (95 amino acids)
Biological process (GO): animal organ development; intracellular signal transduction; nervous system development
Molecular function (GO): chemorepellent activity
Source: RefSeq, a predicted model, not a curated record